UAUGUUGAUAGUAGCGUCUCUGACGUUACUACUUUAUAUCGUUACAGUUAAGUGCCUAAACGUCUCAAACUAUGACGAUUAUACGGAUUACGUAAUUUCGGAUAUGGUAUACGACGAUUUGAAAAAUCUCAGCUUCCGAGAUACGGAUAUCGAUGAAAGGCAUGGCGAGAAAAGAAUGAUUGAUCCAAGCCAUCAGAGUGGAGAUGGAGGUGUAACGGAAAUUUUAUUCGGUACUUCAGUUAAACCUGAAAUGGAAAAAUUAGUAGAAAAAGACAUUUUUAAAACCUAUUUUGGUUCAAUUGGAAGAGCUUUGAUUACUGGUAGUGAACUAGAUAGUGUAGAAUUCGUUUAUGAACCAAUCGAAUUCGUUAGAGAACAUUCUAGAAGAAAAUCGAAGAGAAAGGGAAAGAAAAGUAAAAUACGAUUUUCUAGAGAGGGUUUAGCUGAAGAUUCAUUACCGUCUAAAUCAGAUUCUAGUUAUAUCGUUUCCUUUAAGGAGAAAGAUAUGAAUAAUUUGCAUAUUCAUAAAGCAUACUCCGAACAAAAUGGCCAAAGACGUCCAUCACACGCAUAUAUCGAAAUACCAAAUAGAAAGAAGAGAAAGAGAAAGAGAAAUCAUGACAAAAAGCAUCACGAUAAAGCAAUAGAUUUAAGCCAUCUAAAGAAAAUUACAACAGUCCAUUCUUUAGAUUCGAAUAAGUACGAAAGGAAUAAUAAUAGGGCCACGUCUGAGAAAUAUAAAUACUUUAAAGACAAGAUAGGAAAUAUGGCUAUUUGCAAAUUCGAUAUUCAUGCUUCAUGUAAAGAUUCGGCUAAUAGAAUGACAAGAUUAUACUGUGUUCCAUUAAAGAACAUUUUGAAUUGUAAAUCAAUUGCAGAAUGUUCCCUAGACACAAAUCCAAAAAUACCAGGAAUUAUUAUCCAUUGUAUUCGAGAAAUAGAACGAAGGGGAUUAAAUGAAGAGAAUAUUUACGAAAGUUUUGCAAUUGAAAAGGAUAUCAAUUUUAUAUUAAAGCUACUGAUGAAAGGAGAAUAUUUUAAUUUGACGGAAGUUAACAUUCAUUUAGUAGCUAAUUUGUUAAAAGGAUUAUCAAAAUGGACAGAAACUGCAGAUGAAACAAAAAAAUUAAUAGAAAAAUUACCUACGCCUAAUAAAGACACAUUAGCGUACAUCAUUCUACAUUUGAAAAGGCUUAUGAUUCCUAACCCUGGAGAGACUGAUGAAACAUUUGCCCAAAUCUUCUCCGAGUUGUUAUUUACCUAUCCAUCUUCCUAUGAAAGGGAUCAUGUCGUCACCCUAGAGUACCCUUCAUUGGCGACAAGUGUACUGGUUAUGUUAAACAUUGACAAAUCUUUUUGGAAUAAUAUGCUCUCGGUUCCCGACGGUUACAAAGGUCCUAUAAAAUUUUACGAUUGCGAAGAGCAAUCUCCCCUAACCAACACUGAAGGAACAUCGAAUACUUAA
Dimorphilus gyrociliatus is the source of this 1465-nucleotide messenger RNA. NCBI's taxonomy places the organism in Eukaryota, Metazoa, Annelida, Polychaeta, Dinophilidae. The record is from the annotation of a GenBank genome assembly.